Molecule: messenger RNA, 204 nt
Organism: Ascochyta rabiei
Lineage: Eukaryota; Fungi; Ascomycota; Dothideomycetes; Pleosporales; Didymellaceae
Exons: 2
Coding region: 1-204 (67 amino acids)
Source: RefSeq, a predicted model, not a curated record
AUGGCCAAUCUGAUAGCUUCCGUAUCCAUCGCCAUUCGCGGCCGCUACCUAUCGAGGGGGGAUGAGCGGUUCUUCGUUCGGGGAGUUGUCUAUCAAGUCCCAGAUAUGCAUGACCCUAUUUCAGAUUCGCGUCUGCUACAGCUGAGGCACGACAUCGCACUGUUCAUGGAACUGGGUCUAAACACGCUUUUUGUCUGUAGGUAG